AUGAAACUUACUAUCGCACUCUUCUCCGCCGCCAGUGCAACCUUCAAACAGACCUUCCAACACAGAGUCCAGCGAAGCGUGGCUGGUGAUUGGGUCGAUAACAACUUGGAGAGCGGACGAUUCCGACGAGAUGUUGUCGACAGCUUCAGACCGAUCGCCGCCAUGAUUGCCUACUUGAAGGGUCUUGGGAGUGACGACCAAGAUCCUUCUGCCCAAGGCUUGGAAGCAGAAUUGCAACAAAUUCAGGACACCUACACAUCUUACGGUUGCUACUGCUGGGCGAAUGGAGUCGAUAACGUCGAAGAUCUCGGAUCCGGAAGCCGAAAUGUCGAUGCCACAGAUUUUGCUUGCACUGAACUUUACAGAUGCUACGCUUGUGUGAACAUUGACUACGGAAGCGAGUACUCCGAGCUCUCCUACAUGGCUUUCUUCGACACAGACUCCGAGGGAAACCGAGUGAUCGACUGCUCAAGCAAUGCUCAACAGAACGGUGAUAGUUUGUGCUCAUGUGAUGCCAAAUUUGCUCAACGAAUCGUUCAAACUCAGAACCACUGUGAUAGCGGCGUCAUGCUUUCCGACAUGGGACUAAACAACUGCAUGUCCGAAAUGUACAGAACAAUCAGCGGCGGUGGAAGCUACCAGUGCCCAGCCGGCUCCAACGGGCACCCUUCCAACGACAAAUGCUGUGGCUUCUACCCCAACCGACAGCCCUACAACGAAAACAGAGAAUGCUGUGCAACAAAUACUGUCGACGAUCAGGGUUUCUUUACUACUCCAGACGUCAACAUUGUUGCUGCUGACACUUGUGAAAUGACGGGAGGUACAGUCGUCGUCUCCGCAGAGGGCGAUCCCCAUACCUACAUUCCGUCUCAGUCAAAACUCUUCAAAGAUUAUUAUGACUACUAUAAUUCUUUUUACCAAAACUACAUAGCCAACUACGAUUCCUCUUAUUACGAGGAGGCGGAUUUAGAUAGGUCGACGGCGCUUGGUUCGGCGCCUGUAUCGUGUCCCGAUCAGCAAGUCUGCCAGACGACGCUAGAAUAUCAACGAAUCCGCGGCGGUUCUGCAAAACGCUACUAUAGGAUUCAAUGCAAAGAAGAACUUCCAUGCAUGUCAAACAUGAAGUCGAAUUUCAAUAGAUGUCGUGCUUACGCGACGAGACAUUCCGUUCAAUGUGUCCACUGCUGUUCUGGAAGUGGCUGCGCUUCGACCGUUCCUUACGAAGGCGCCGGCGUCGAUUUCGCGGACUUUGCAGCUGACCCGAUCGUGGUCUCAGUGCCGUAA
This is a messenger RNA of Oikopleura dioica, 1284 nucleotides long. The record is from the annotation of a GenBank genome assembly. NCBI's taxonomy places the organism in Eukaryota, Metazoa, Chordata, Appendicularia, Copelata, Oikopleuridae.